GUGAUGGGGAGGAGCUAAUGAGUCAUGAAGACAUUAUGGGGUGAAGCUGAUGGAUGAUGAAGACAUGUUGGGGAGGAACUAAUGAGUCCAUUCUGCGGUUCUAUUGGUUCAUUGUGUUACUUUAGCUGCAAGCUGAGCUCUGAUUGGUUGUUUAAGAAGUAAAAAAGCACGCAAGAGAUGCAAAGUCACAAGUCUGCACUGGAGAUGAUAGGUGAGAACUUAAUCUUUCACUUUUCUUUGCCUCAUCAUGAAAUGUUCAUGUCAACUUCUUUCACAGAUCAUCAUGGAUGACUGGAGCCACUGUUUGACCUUUGGCCUUUCCAUGGCCAAACAGGCCAGUCAGCUCGUGCUGGCGGCGUUUGAACAGCAAAAAGAGGUCAAGUGUAAAAGUUCUGCUGCUGAUUUGGUGACACAGAGUGACAUGAAGGUGGAAAACCUCCUCAAGUCAGCCAUCGCUAACAAAUAUCCUGACCACAGGUUCUGCUUAAUUAUUUUCUACUUAAUUAUAUUACUUUCAUUAUGGAUGUCACAUGAAUCGAAGUCUACCUUUGACCCCAGGUUCAUCGGGGAGGAGUCUGUGGGCACAGGGGAGGAUGUGGAGCUGACAGACCAUCCAACCUGGCUCAUUGAUCCCAUUGAUGGAACUGUCAAUUUUGUCCACAGGUUCCCUUUUGUGGCCAUCUCCAUCGCCUUCUGUGUCAACAAGCAGACGGAGUUUGGUAUCGUGUAUAGCUGUGUGGAUGACAAAGUGUAUCACGCUCAGCGAGGAAGAGGAGCCUUUAUGAACGGGCAACAGCUGCACGUCUCUGGACAGCAAGAUGUGAGCAAAUGCGUGGUGGUUACUGAGAUUGGGGCGGAGCGUGAUGACCUGGCUCUGUCCACGAUGACCUCCAACAUCUUCAGACUGCUGAAGCUUCCUGUGCACGGAUUGCGAGCGUUGGGCACGGCGGCAGUCGAUAUGUGUCAGGUGGCAACAGGUGGUGCUGAUGUCUACUAUCACAUUGGGAUGCACUGCUGGGAUAUUGCUGCCUCCGCCAUCAUUGUCCAGGAAGCUGGGGGCAUUGUCAUUGAUACCGAUGGCUCAGAGUUUGACAUGAUGUCACGGCGAGUCAUCGCAGCGAGCUCGUCUGUUGUGGCCAAUCACAUUGCUCGGGUGAUUCGCGUAUUUCCCUGUCGCCGUGAUGACGCCAAGCCAAGCGAAUGACGUCGGUAUCAGUGGCAUCGAUGGCCGUCUGUCAGUCACGUCUGUGGUCAACCACCACCAUAGCUGCUUGGAGGUGGAGCUUAUACAAAUUACCAGUGUUUGGAGUAACGAUGUUAAAAAUAAUAUGGAAACUAAUUACAUUUAUGAAAAUGUAAUUUCAUUGCUAAUUCAAUUACUCUUUGGAGAAAGUAACUAUGACUAAAUACUUUUAAAAAGUAUUUUGCCCAACACCGCAAAU
Molecule: messenger RNA, 1442 nt
Organism: Dunckerocampus dactyliophorus (ringed pipefish)
Lineage: Eukaryota; Metazoa; Chordata; Actinopteri; Syngnathiformes; Syngnathidae
Product: inositol monophosphatase 1-like
Exons: 7
Coding region: 248-1204 (318 amino acids)
Biological process (GO): inositol metabolic process; phosphatidylinositol phosphate biosynthetic process; signal transduction
Molecular function (GO): inositol monophosphate 1-phosphatase activity
Source: RefSeq, a predicted model, not a curated record